AUGUCUCUGCUGAAGGAGCGCAACAGAGAGCUCGAGCGCUUCGACGGACUCUCCCUCAUCUACUGCGCAAACUCAGCUGACAGAGAACCUACAGAGAACCCAACAGAGAACCCGACAGAGAACCUGACAGAGAACCUGACAGAGAACCUGACAGAGAACCUGACAGAGAACCCGACAGAGAACCCGACAGAGAACCUGACAGAGAACCUGACAGAGAACCCGACAGAGAACCUGACAGAGAACCCGACAGAGAACCCGACAGAGAACCCGACAGAGAACCUGACAGAGAACCUACAGAGGAGGUGA
Messenger RNA from Knipowitschia caucasica, 306 nucleotides. NCBI's taxonomy places the organism in Eukaryota, Metazoa, Chordata, Actinopteri, Gobiiformes, Gobiidae. The record is from the annotation of a GenBank genome assembly.